Molecule: messenger RNA, 1509 nt
Organism: Fomitiporia mediterranea MF3/22
Lineage: Eukaryota; Fungi; Basidiomycota; Agaricomycetes; Hymenochaetales; Hymenochaetaceae
Product: kinase-like protein
Exons: 7
Coding region: 1-1509 (502 amino acids)
Biological process (GO): peptidyl-serine phosphorylation; intracellular signal transduction
Cellular component (GO): spindle pole body
Molecular function (GO): ATP binding; protein serine/threonine kinase activity
Source: RefSeq, a predicted model, not a curated record
AUGGAAACACUAAAGCCGGGGACGACGAUUAAAAAGGGUGGUUUGCAGCUCUGGGAGCGCGAACUACUCGAGUCUCCUGAAGUGAAGAGAAAAGCUACCGUUGCUCAACUCUAUUUCCUUGAUUAUUAUUUCUCAGCUCUCGGAUACAUCGCUGCACGUAAAGAACGUCGUGCUAGAUUCGACUCAGAUACCCGAUCUCGGAAUGUCGUGCCACCAUCUUCGGAAUAUACCAAAGAGUUCAAGUCUUACUGUGGAAGAGAACGUGUUCUAUUGAGGCGUCGACGAACAAAACUUAAGGUUGACCAGUUCCAUAUUAUUGCCCAGGUAGGUCAGGGAGGUUAUGGUGAAGUCUAUUUGGCAAGAAAACAAGAUUCUGGAGAAGUAUGUGCCCUGAAGAAGAUGAGGAAACGUACUUUAUUCAAGAUGGAUGAAAUUCGGCAUGUUCUAGUGGAGCGCGACAUCCUUACUGCCACCAAAACAGCAUGGCUUGUACGACUGCUCUAUGCAUUCCAGGAUCCGGAGUUCGUCUAUCUAGCCAUGGAAUACGUACCUGGAGGCGACUUUCGGACACUAUUGAAUAACUCCGGUGUGCUAAAAGAGGAACAUGCUCGAUUCUACAUCACCGAAAUGUUUACUGCCGUUAAUGAGCUCCACCGUCUUGGAUAUAUUCAUAGAGAUCUAAAACCGGAGAAUUUUUUGGUUGAUGGUACGGGUCACGUCAAGCUCACAGACUUCGGACUCGCGACAGGAGCGCUGAAUCCGAAGAUAAUACAUUCGCUGAAAGGGAAACUCGAUAGAGUCAAAGAUAACCCCAUCGUCCAUCGAUCAACUCUGGAAAGACGGUCUCUAUACAGGUCGAUUCGGGGCGAGGAUCCUCGAUAUGCAGAUUCGGUAGUUGGUUCGCCCGAUUAUAUGGCACCAGAGGUCCUUCGUGCCAAACCAUACUCUUACAGCGUGGACUAUUGGUCGUUGGGGUGCAUCCUCUUCGAAUUUCUGGCUGGCUUCCCACCUUUUAGUGGCGGUACACCAGAAGAGACAUGGACGAACCUGAAGAAUUGGACCAAAGUUCUGCGUCGGCCCGAGUAUGACCGACCUGAAGAUCUAAUAUUCAACCUGACGGAUAUCGCUUGGGAUGCGGUCACAAGGCUUAUCGCUCAUGCUAGCGUACGUUAUUCUUCUUUGGACCAGGUACAGCAGCAUCCAUUCUUUAAAGGGGUCCGCUGGGAAGACUUGCGUGCACAGAAGGCACCAUUCGUCCCUGCCCUCGACUCAGAGAUCGAUACGGGCUAUUACGAUGACUUCACUUCCGCGGAAGACAUGGCCAAGUAUGCCGAAGUUCAAGCGAAGCAGCGAAACAUUGAUAAAGUCAAAGAGAAGGAAGUCGAGUUCGGUAGGGGCGUGUGGGUUGGUUUUACGUUCGGGAAGAAUGGGCCUGGCGCAAAUAUGAGAGGUUUGGGCGGGUAUGAUGGGAGUGAUGAGAGUGACCAUGCACUUGCGACGAUCUUUUGA